Molecule: messenger RNA, 1227 nt
Organism: Caenorhabditis briggsae
Lineage: Eukaryota; Metazoa; Nematoda; Chromadorea; Rhabditida; Rhabditidae
Exons: 7
Coding region: 1-1227 (408 amino acids)
Molecular function (GO): protein binding
Source: RefSeq, a predicted model, not a curated record
AUGUCACGUAGCCGGUGUAGAUGUGCACGUCUACAUGUGACACGGAUUCAGAAUUCUGACCAUGAUCUUCCACAACUUCCCGAUGAGAUCAUUGAGUUCAUUGUGUCCAAAGUUCUCCCGACUGAGCUAGUCGCUUUUGGUCUGGACCAAGUGAGUCGUUCAUUUGUCACGUUUGUCCACCGUAACCUUUGCUCAAAAACCUACUUCUGUGCUCUACAUGAUCCACUUUGGGAGCUAUAUCGGAACACUAGAAACAUACAUGAUGCUCAAAAAUUCGACAAGUUGAUGGUUCUACUGAUCAAGAAGUAUCUGUGUCAAGUGGAGGAUCUGGUACUUCCGGUGACCCUGUUUUCUCAUAUUCAACACCUCCUUGAAGCCAACUCCUAUUUGGCUGCAACCAGCGGAACCGCGUGUAGUUUCCGUCAUCCUCAACCAGGUGUCGCCCUCACUCAUCUCUCAAAACUAACAAUUAAAAUUGGUGAAGAAUGUGGAGGACUCACUUUAUCCCAUAACUUUGAGAAUCUCAAAACGUCAUCUUCCCUCUGUAAAACUCUUCACGAAGUGAAUUUGGACAUUGUCCUAUCCGAUAAUGAAGACGUCACAUGUGCGGGAUUCCGAGAGUUUUUGAGGUUUUUGAAGGAGAUUUCCUGUAAAUCUACACUUUGGAACAUUCGAUUGACUGAUAAUACGACAUCUGGACAAGGGUGGUCUGGACCCGCAAACUUGAAUCGGUAUCGGAAUAAAAUGUUCAUUUGUUACAUCCGAACCAUGUUGGAUUUAUCACUGAAAAUCAAUCAAUUGGAGUUGAUGGAUAAGAGAAAGGCAUCUCCCUAUAUGUUGGUCAUGGCUCCAUAUAGAAGAACGAUUUAUAUGUUCCCAGAGUUCAAGAGAUGCCGCAACCUGGUCAUCUGCUAUGAUAUUGGAUUGAUCGCCCCGGUGUUCAGCCACGAGAACGAUCACUUCGAUGACCUUCUGAGUUUUGAGGUUGACGAAUCCCAUGUUCUUUACAAAGCUGAUCUUCUGGAAUAUCUGAAAUCCGCCCAUGAGCUUCGAGAAGUCAAAGUGGUCAUUCCUUCAACUUUCCAAUCUCGCGUCUCCCGAUGUACCGAAGGAUGUUUCUCGAAUCCAGACUUUGCUUGUUUCCGAGCUGACGGCUGGUGUAGUGUCCCUUCGAAACUUCCUGGUGCUCACUUUGAAAUUGUUGCUCGUGCUCCAAUCAUGGCCUGA